Molecule: messenger RNA, 1854 nt
Organism: Haemonchus placei
Lineage: Eukaryota; Metazoa; Nematoda; Chromadorea; Rhabditida; Trichostrongylidae
Source: the annotation of a GenBank genome assembly
AUGACUGUCUCGGCUGAGCUCCGUAAUGACCUCGAAGAUGCUGCUAACCGUAUGCGUAUCUCAGCCAUCGAGAUGACGUGUGCUUCAAAAAGUGAGCGUGGUCAUCCCCUGAUUACCUCAAAAAAGGUUAUGUCGACGUUGUUCUUCCACGAGAUGAAGUACGACGUGUCCAAUCCGAAGUCAGCAAGCGCCGACCGUUUCGUACUCUCCAAGGGUCAUGCCUGCCCAAUUCUCUACGCGGCAUGGGAAGAAGCCGGCCUGCUUUCUAAAGAACAAGUCAUGUCUCUGCGUAAAGUCAAUUCUGAUGUUGAAGGACAUCCUACACCGCGCCUCAACUUUAUCGAUGUUGCUACUGGCUCACUUGGACAAGGUCUGUCGUGCGCUGCUGGAAUGGCCUACGUUGGAAAGUAUAUCGAUAAGGCGAGCUAUCGGGUGUUCUGCCUCCUGGGAGAUGGAGAAACAGCAGAAGGGUCAGUAUGGGAGGCAGCAGCGUUCUCCUCAUAUUACAAACUUGAUAAUCUGGUUGCUAUCGUUGACGUCAAUCGCUUGGGUCAGUCACAGGAGACUGCACUAGGACAUAAGGUCGAGGUCUAUCAGGCUAGAUUUGCUGCGUUCGGUUUCAAUGCUAUUGUCGUUGACGGCCAUGAUGUCGGUGCACUCAUCAGUGCAUACGAGACGGCCAGAAACACGAAGGACAAACCAACAGCAAUUAUUGCCAAGACUUUGAAAGGCAAAGGGAUUGACGGGAUUGCUGAUCAAGAUAACUGGCAUGGAAAGCCUGUCCCAGCUGAUAAGAUUGCUGCUAUCAAAUCCCGCCUUAACGGCAGCCACAAAGGUAAACUAGUUCCAAAGAAACCAGUUGAAGAUGCACCGAAAGUUGAUCUUCAUGUGGGCUCCAUCAAAAUGGCAGAUCCUGCUUACAAGUUAGGUGAUAAGGUAGCAACACGAGCUGCCUACGGUACCGCUCUAGCUAAGCUCGGUGAUGUUAAUCCUCGCAUCAUUGGACUCGAUGGUGACACCAAGAACUCGACUUUCUCUGAGAAACUUCUCCAGAAACACCCACAUCAAUUCAUCGAGUGUUUCAUUGCUGAACAAAAUCUUGUCGGUGUCGCCGUUGGAGCUCAGUGUCGUGAUAGAACCAUUCCUUUCACCAGCACUUUCGCCGCAUUCUUUACCCGAGCAACCGAUCAGAUCCGAAUGGCCGCCGUAUCAUUUGCUAACCUGAAAUGUGUUGGAUCUCAUGUUGGUGUGUCGAUCGGUGAAGAUGGCCCAAGCCAGAUGGCCCUUGAGGAUUUGGCCAUUUUCCGCGCGAUUCCGGGAUCGACAGUCUUUUAUCCAAGUGAUGGUGUGGCGGCUGAGAGAGCAACUGAGUUGGCUGCCAACACUAAAGGCAUUGUUUUCAUUCGUACAGGCCGCCCAGCACUCCCAGUGUUGUACAAGAAUGAAGAGCCAUUCGCAAUUGGAAAGGCCAAGGUUUUGAAACAAUCGGCUAACGACAAGAUUGUACUAAUCGGAGCUGGAGUGACUCUGUACGAGUGUCUGAAAGCUGCUGAGCAGUUAGAAAAGAAUGGAGUGCAUGCUUGUGUAAUCGACCCGUUCACAAUCAAACCACUGGAUCAGGAAACAAUUCUUCAACACGCUAAACGCGUUGGGGGUAGAAUCUUGACUGUCGAGGAUCACUAUCCUGCUGGAGGAAUCGGAGAGGCUGUAUCAUCAGCAGUGGCUGAUCAUCCCGAUGUACGCGUUCGUUCUAUCUGUGUGCAAAGCGUGCCUCGUUCGGGAACUCCAGAUGAAUUACUCGAUCUGUUCGGUAUCUCUGCUCGUCAUAUCGUAGAGGCAGUGACCAAAUAUUAG